Cheilinus undulatus (humphead wrasse) is the source of this 8457-nucleotide messenger RNA. RefSeq names its product cat eye syndrome critical region protein 2 homolog. The transcript is spliced from 19 exons. The coding region runs from base 137 to 4840 and encodes 1567 amino acids. Gene Ontology annotation, molecular function: protein binding. The record is from RefSeq and is a predicted model, not a curated record. Gene Ontology annotation, biological process: chromatin remodeling. Lineage: Eukaryota; Metazoa; Chordata; Actinopteri; Labriformes; Labridae. Gene Ontology annotation, cellular component: CERF complex.
GCAAUGGCAACUGUCCGAACACUACGGCGACAGCAACUUUUGUCGUAUUGGUAAUGACACGGAGACAUUUUAAGUCGGCUUUAAAUCUACUUUCUGAUGUGAGAAACAAACGUGGCUCAUUUUCUUCAGUCCGAAAAUGUCAGAGGGAUGUACAGUUUCAGUGGAAGAGAUCCAGUGUUGGUGGGAAGUCCCCGCCAUAGCUCACUUCUGCUCCCUGUUCAGGACAGCGUUCAACCUCCCGGACUUUGAAAUAGAGGAGCUGGAGAAAGCCCUAUCAGAGCAGGACUUGGACUUCCUUGGCGAUCUCAUCACUUGUCUGUUGCAGGGAUGCUACCAGCGAAAUGACAUCACCCCCCAGUCAUUUAGCCGUUACCUGGACGACAUCAUCAGCUACAGGUGGGAGCUGGAGGAAGGGAAGCCUAACCCCCUGAGAGAAGGAUCCUUUGAGAAUCUCCCUCCUCGCACUCAGGUUGAACUGCUGCACCGACUGUGUGAUUACCGCCUGGAUGCUGCAGAUGUCUUUGACUUGCUGAAGGGCCUCGAUGCAGACAGCCUGAGGGUCGAACCCCUGGGGCAGGAUGGAAAUGGAGCCCUCUACUGGUACUUCUACGGCACCCGCAUGUACAAAGAAGAGCCAACCAAGAGGAAAGCAGAGAAGAUCAGUGAAUCCUCUGAGCUGGCAUUUCCAGAGAAGAAGAAAAGAGGAAGACCACCAAAGAAGAGACAACUAGAAGACCCUCAGUUGAGUGAUGUAGAAACUGAGAUGACCGAGGUCACAGAAGAGAAGACAGAAAAUGAGCCUGAGGAUCUGCACCUCAACACAGGCCGUAAACGAGGCCGGUGGUCCCUGGUGUGUGAUACGGAGGAACAGUGGGUCAAUUUGGCCGAAAGCAUCAAGGACAAAACCUCCCCACAGGACCGCCACCUCUAUCGCGUCAUCAGCCAGAACUUCCUGCCGGAGAUCAGCAGCAUGAUCGAGCACAAGGAGCGUGAGCAGAAACAGAAGCUACUGGACCCAGCCCCGGUCCGCAUAUCACAGCGGUUCUCUGUGAGAUACAACAACACAGACGAAGAUGAGGACGACCUGAAUGCCAUCACUGACGAGGAGAAGAGGAAAGACGAAGAGCUGGACAGACAGGUCCUGCUGGCUGAGCAGCGACGAGAAGAGGAGAGACUUCUGCAGGAGGAACUACAGCGGGAGAAGAUGGAGAAGAUCAAAGCUGUGGAGGAGCGAGCGAAGAGGAGGAAGAUGCGUGAAGAGAAAGCCUGGUUGCUUUCUCAAGGAAAAGACCUUCCACCUGAACUCCUCAACCUGGAGCCUUCGUCUCCUGUUCACCGAACGCGCAGGAACAAAGAAUUCUAUGAAAUCGAUGACGACUACACCGCUCUAUACAAAGUGCUGGAGGCGUUGAAAGCACAUAAAGACUCUUGGCCUUUCUUGGAGCCUGUGGAUGAGUCCUACGCCCCCAACUACCAUGAGAUUAUCAAAACUCCCAUGGACCUGUCCACCAUUGAAAAGAAGCUCAACGAUGGGGACUACAUAGCCAAGGAGGAGUUUAUUGCUGAUGUGAAGCUCAUGUUUGAGAACUGUGUCGAGUACAACGGCGACGACAGCGAGUACACUAUCAUGGCAGAAUCUCUAGAGCGCUGUUUCAGCCGAGCUUUACUGAAACACUUCCCAUCUGAGGACGGCGACACAGAUGAGGAGUUCCACAUUAGCAGAGAGGACAAGGAGCGAAAGGACAAAAAGCGUAACCGCAACAGCAGAAGCUCAGGACCCGAGAGUCUGAUCAAGGCCACGGAACAAGUCCAACGGAAGAAAACCUCCCAAGGAGGCAAAGGAAGCAAACCUUUUGAGGAAGAGGACAACAAGCCAGCACAUCCUCCUCCUCCUCACUGGGCCAACGGACCGCCGCAUCAUCACAGCCUUCACCCCGGCCGCCAGCAUCUCCACGGAGGAGAUGUCAGAGGAAUGUACCACCCAGGACAGCAGCUACAUCGCCCCCCAGGUCCCCCUGGUCCUCAUGGUCCUCACGGUCCUUACAUGUACGGCCAAAGGAUGACCAUGGAUCCCCGCUUUGCUUACCCAGGUCACAUGCCUAGACAUGGAGAGGCUGGUUUUAACCGCUUGCCUCAUGAUUUUAAUAUGCAGCAUCGUAUGACUGAAGGCCAUCACAUGGCUCCACGCUAUCCAAUGGGCCCGGACCCUAACAAUCAGCAUCCCCAACACCCACAGCAGCACCCAUACAUGGGCCCGACUCACGGCCCGUCUCUGGGACCCCGUCCUGUCGCCCUCCAGCCUGGGGCUCCUCCUGAAGCCAGCAUGUACCCGUCUCACCACCGUCCAGAGGGGCACAACAUGCACGCAGUAGGGGACAGAUUCUCAGGGCCAGACGGGCCCCCACGGCACAACUACGCCGGAAUGAGGCCCCCUGGUAUUGGGCUGUCCAACAUGUGGACUGGUAUGAAUCACCAGGAGAGGCCAAACGGGUUGCACAUGCAGGACCCCAACAUGGUGAACCAGCGUAACUUCGGUUAUGGCGGCGUCCCUCCCCCAGUGGGACAUAAACCGUGGAUGGAAGCUGCUGGAUACCCCCACCCUCCUCCAAACGGCCAGUAUCAGAUCCCUGCAGCGGUCAGCUCCCCGGGGCCCACGUCCUCUCGUCCCCCCGUCCCCCAACCAGACUCCUCGGGCAGGACACGCUUGGCCUCCAUGUUGGAGAGCCCUGAGAUGCUGGCCCUGCAGCAGCUGUCAGCCUCCUCUGGACCCCCUGCUGGUGCCCCUCAGCAGCACAUGAGCAACUUCCAGCAGCCCGGGCCCCCAUCAGGAACUGGCAGCAUCCCAGCUCAGCCCCCUCAGCAGCCUCCCCUCGCCCCCGAGGUUCAGCUGCUGCGUCCUGCGAGAGACAAUGGGCCAGACAGCCGGGCUUCUCCACAGACAGACACGCAGCCCAAAGAAUCAACAUCUGGGAUCACUGCAGCUGCAAACAACAUGACUGAUAAAACUCCUGAACACAAAAACACUGUUUCAACUCACCAAGAGUCCCCGUCAAUUCAGAACCCAACAGGACACAGCACCGGGCCUCUAGAAGGCAAACAGGGACCUCCAGACUCUAACUCAGGCAGAGCAACAGAGAGUCAAUCUGGACCAGGACACUAUGAUCACAACAGAGACGGUCAGACUCUAUCUGCCAGCCAAUUAGUCUGUGCCAAUAACGUCUCAUCUCAAAUCAACGGAGGUGAUACUUCACCGUCCCACCCACCAAACGGUCCACAGCAGAACACUCCCAGCUCAUCGCUGCAUCACCAGAAUGAACUGCCGCAGCAUCAGACUUUAACUCAGCUGGUGAUGGACAACGAUCCACAAAACAAACACAAGCAGAGCCCCCCACAGAGCUCCCCCCAGCAGAUAAUCCAGAACACACAGCAGCACAGCGCUCUGCCUCCGCAUAGACUCACAUCGCCACAGAGGGCCGCACACGGAGCCCAGCCUGGACCCCUUCAGCCAGCCCCACUCACCUCUUUGCCACCCAGUCAUCCCAGCCCGCUCUUACCAGCUCAGCCCACACCUGCCGACCAAGGAGAUCAAAGACCGAGCGAGCCUACCAGCCGACCAGACACAGGAAACAGUUCUGCUCCGCCUCAGCACGCUGUGAUGAAACCUGGGACUCCUAAUGAUGUUUAUAAACAGACAGCGUUCAGCCCCAAUCACCACCAGACGUCACUGAUGAGUGUGACCACAGCUCUGCAGGUUCAGAGAGGACAGACCCCCACUCACUCACAGGGCCAGGCCAAUGGGGCCAUGGGUCCGUACGGUAUGGGGAACCAAGCACAUCCAAACUUCAGCCAGACCAACAUGAACAGACAAACGGCUCGCCACCCUCACCCCAAUCAGGGCAUGAACCCCCUCCAUAAUCCCGCCCACCACCCAAACUACCAUCAGCAGGGAACACCAGCCUACUCCUACCACAUGCCGGGCCAACAGCAUCCCCAAACCCACCCCAAUAUGUACCCCCCUCAUCAUUACCAGCAGCAGCAGCACUACUACCCCCAACCACACCCCCAAAGCCAGGCCACCAGCAGAGGGAGCUAUCCUGCAGAGGAGUGGCACCGCUCUCAUUAUCAGCCUCACCACACAGUGCCGUCAAACUCCUACAUACCUGCAGCCAGAGGAAACGGUCCCAUAAAGGAGAGCAGCACUUCUCCUCUGGGCUCUGAAGGCUCCAGCGUGGCGUCUCUGGUGUCUCCAGGUCACAUGACUGACCUCGGGCUGCACCCUGGCCGCUCAGAGGAGAGGAAGAGUGCAGGUAGAGGCAGCCCAGCAGGUCAGCCUCCAGCAGAGAGCUCAGAGCGACCCGAAAGCCCCAAAGAACUCCUGGACCUGGACAGCCACAACGCUGCCGCUCGUCGCCGGAGCACCCAGCCAUCCCAGCAGCACCACCCUCCCACCUCCGCUGCACACAUGGUGUCAGGCUACAUGUAUGACCCUCGGGCCGUGCAUCCUGGGAUGCAGCAAGGCGGCGUUCCUCCACCUCACAUGAUGUCUCAGGUUCGAGGAAACACCAACGGAGCCCCUUAUCCCGGUCAACCGUACCCAGAUCCAGGACGAUAUUCUGCCCAAAGACCCCACCCACACCUGAUGGAGGCUCUGCAGCGGCCUCAGCAGCUUCCCUACUCACCGGGGCAGACACGCAUGGCCAUGUACAGACACCCGCGGCCUGUGGGACACUUCCAAGGCAUGAUGAUGCCGCAAAGAGGAGUCGCACCAGACCACUUCCUCCACCCAGGGCAGCAGAUGAUGGCAGCUCCAGGCGGCCCCAGUAGCAAACAAGGAGUGUGACAGUGUACCAUAAGAGUGCACAUUUUUAAAGGACAAAAUGGUGAGAAUGAAGAACAGAGACAAAGGAAGAGGAAGUUUGCUCCACAGACGUCUCUACAUGAUUUUCUACACUGGACAGAACCUUUGGAUGUGUCUAGCCAUCACUGGACUUAAAGACUAAAGCAGCAGCAGAAGAUGAUAAUAAAAGAUGUUAUUGAGCCCUGGAGAACAAUUCUGUUUUUAUGGCGUUACUUAUAGACAGCUCUGUGGAUCUGACUCCCCCACUUCAUCAAGGACUUUUUGUCCUUUUUGUUGCUUCCAAACUUUGAGGGUUUGAACUUUGUUUGUUCUGCGGAAGAGCGGACAUUUAAACCAUUAGGCCAGGCUGCCAAAACACAAGGGACCCUGCCUUUAUGAACACUGGACGGCUGCCUCCUCUUUAUAUAAACAGAUCUGCAGACAGGGCCAAGAAGGACCGUUGUUUCUUAAUUCUGUUUUCUGUUCUGACCAUAUCUUCAAUCUCAGGGGUAGAAAAGGAGGUACUAUGAGACUGUCACCAUUCCCAGUCGACUCACAGACCCCCUACAGAUGCCUUGGUUUCCUUUGUGAAUGUAUGAGGAGUUUGCAGCAGUAAAGCUGCAUGUAAAGGACACACACGCCAUUUGUCUGAAGCAUAAACCGUCCUGAAAAGGCCCAUUUACCGUCUGUUUCCAGCCCAACUCUAAAUGUUUCCCUGCGUGUGAAGCAAACACAGUAUAUGCAUCUUUCAGAGCUGCCUUCAUUGUCAAGAAUGUCUUUAAAUAACAGAAGGGACUGGCAAAUGGUGCAGUCAAUAUCCAGCUGCACCAGAGUCUCUGUUAUGCACUAAAUGGAGUUUAUUAAUCUCAACAUCCUGAAUCGAGUGGCCUUGGAUCAUCUUAUCUAAAGUCAGACACAUUUAUGUAUAAAAUAUAUCUUUACCUCUUGUUCCAGAUGAGGGAAUCCUAAAAUCCUCAAACUGUGACUCGUCCUUAUCACUGGUUUAUGCACAUACACAGAACAUGACAUCUCCCGCUUGUUUUCUCUUUGACCCUGUUUACACUUUGCAUCAACGUCUCUGCUGGGCAUUCAGAUACAAGUUCUCUGCACUUCAUUCACACUUUGCAUUAACAUCUUCAGUGAUGACCUGUGAUUGUAACCCAACUUUCCUGCCUCUUCUGCAAACAUUUCCAUGGCUCCCAAGUUCACCUUAGCUUAGAGACUACAGUCUAGAUUUACUUCAUUUGAAUCUUACCAGUUCUCCACAAAAGGUUUGUUUACUUAAUAGUACAUCACUGUUUCCUUUAAAAGCAUGUUUAUGAUAAAAUGAGGGAGAAAAUCUGUUAAAAAGGCACUGCCAGCCUCUAAGCCCAGUUAAGAACAAAGAUUUGCAACAAAAUGAGUGGAAACUCAUCCAACAGGCUAAUCUGCAAUGUUCCAAAAGCACACCAUUGUAUAUUUGUUAGUAAACAAACUUCAUGGCAUCAGCCUGUACACUAGUAGUAUACCACUGUUUCCUUUACGACCAUGUUUAUGACUAAAUGAGGGAGAAAAGCUGUUAAAGAGGCACCUCUAGCCUCUCAGCUUGUGACUUGGUAUCCCAGCGUGCUGUAAGCAGUGAAGCCCCUAGCAAUAUAAAUGAAUUGGGGUGAGUUAUCCACAAACUAAGGGGCUGGCAGACACUUUUGAACAGCUUUUCUCCCUCUGUCAUAAAAUUGCUUUUAAAGGAAACAAUGGUAAACUUCUGAGUAAACAAACCUCAUGGGGUGCUGGUUAGAUUGAAAAGAGUGCUCAUUUCAAGACAGGUGACCAGCAAGGCUGGGCAUCACUGUUUCCUUUAAAGCAUGUUUAUGAAUAAAUGGGGGUGAAAAGCUGUUAAAAACGCACCAGUAGCUUCUUAGCCUGUGGCUUGGUAUCUCAGCAUGCUAUCAACAGUGAAGCCCCUGGAAAUAAAAAUGCAUGGGGAUGAAUUAGCCUCAAGCUAAACAGCUGGUGAGUGCUUUGCAACAGCUUUUCUCCCUCUUUUUUGUAAACAUUACUUCUAAAGGAAACAGCUGUGUACUUUGUAGGAAAUUAACAUCAUACAGCGCUAGUUAUAUCGAAAAACUCCUUAGUUCAAGAUGACAAGUGACCAGUGAGCCUGGACACUAGAAAUAUAUCACUGUUUCCUUUACAAGCAUUGGAAAAUGAGGGAGAAAAGCUGUUAAAAAGGCACCGCUAGCCCCUUCGCUUGUAGCUUAGUAUCCCAGCAUGCUAUAAGCAGUAAAGCUUCUGGCAAUACAAAUGAAUGUGGGUGCAUUAGCCACAUGCAAAGCGGCUUGCAGGUGCUUUUGAACAGCUUUUCUCCCUCAUUUUGUCAUAACCAUGCUUCUAAAGGACAUGCUGAUGUAAUAUUUAGUACAUUAACCUCCUGGUAUAUCUAUUUGAAUAAACUUUUCUGUUUUAAAAAAACAAACGACAAGCAAGCCCGGAUGUAAUAAUAAAUUACACAUCUGGAUAAGCCUUCCCAGAACACACACAGGCUAUCUGAACCAUCAUAUGUCAGACGGUCUUUUGCAUUGACUACAUGAAAGCAUGAGGAAUGACCUCUUGACAUCUAGCUGCCCAGCGUGGAUGUGGAUGAAGGUGUAAACAGGGCCUUUGUAUGACAUUGUUUGCAUUCCACCUCUAAAGUUUAUCCCCUUUGCAUGCUUGCUUCAUCAAGUGCUUCUCCUUCCCCACGUCAGCGUUUCCUCAGGGUGUACAGUUUCUAUAUACGGGUAUUUUUCUGCAUGAUUAAAAGACAGAAAAGUUUAGGAAAAUGGGAAUUAACCUGUGGGAAAUCAAUUCAGCUCAUGUGAAGAACAGUAGGGACAUUGUCCUGAACAAUAGUGGCUUAGCACACUGCCACAAUGCUGGAGUUUUUCACCUUAAAGAAAAACUCUUGUGAGAUGGAUCCAACCUGGUUUUCUACAUUCCUGAUGUCAUUGUUUCUAACGAUUGUCACAAUCUACCUCAUCCAACAUUUUGUGGCAUCUGUGGACUCAAUAUAUUUUGUAGCCAGCUGUUUGUAGAGCCACCUGUAGUAUAUAGGCGCACAGAUCUGAUGGUGAAACUGCCUUACACGUUUGGAGAAAAAUCAAAUCUGUCUGCUUGUUUUCCACAGAAAAUUCAGCUGUAGACUGCAAAAUCUCAAAUCUUAGGGAGUGUAUUUGUCUAGUUUAUUGUUAAAGAUAUAUCUUUACAUUUAUUAUAAGCCAGACUCUUCCAACAGGUCCAAGGUAACAUCAUAUUUGGAGAUGUAAAACAUAAAACAUGGCUGAUUGUUUGAUAAUUAGCUAGAAUUACCACCUGUUGGUUAAGAGCCUCUGUGAGGUUUAGAAUAGCCAGAAAGUAAAAAGAGCCGUGCAGCAAAUUUUACUCGGGUAUGUUUUAAAAUAUGUUGAACUAAUAGACUUCUCAUUUUAAGGAUACUCAAGUAAAAUUUACAUCUGCCUUUGGCAGGUAUUCUUACUUCUUACAGGCAAUCCAGGAGAUAUUUUUGCCUUUUUUACCUUUGAAUUAGUGUUAAUUUUUUUGACUAUAACUAUGACUAAAAAUGAUUGUCGAGAGCCUUUUUUCAUGACAAAAGCUAAACUAAA